AUGGGAGGCGUUCCGCAAGGCAGUAAGCUGGGACCUAUUGCUUUUGUGGUUAAAAUUAAUAUGUUACCUAGUGUUAUAGCAGAAGCUGUUGUAGGAAAUGGAAAUAAUGAUGUCGUUGUGGAUGAAGAUACGAUUCUCUUCAUGGACGAUACAACGAUUAGUGAGGCACUGGAUGUUCACAAUCAUAUCUCUGGCACGGAAAUUGGUAAUAUACCCCAAAAAAUUAAUUCGGUAAAGAAUUUUGCGGAAAUUGAGAGAAUGGAGUUAAACCCAAAAAAGUGCAAAGAGAUGAUUAUCGACUUUCGAAAGGAUAGAACAGCUAUUCCUGCAACAGAAGUCGAUGAAUGCAUCCUAGAAAGAGUAAGCUCUUAUAAAUUACUUGGAUUGUGGUUAGACGAUGAUCUAAAAUGGAGAACAAAUACGGAAUACAUUGUCAAAAAGGCAGCUAAACGAUUAUAUCUUUUAAAAAAUUUAAAAGGAUAUAAUGCUCCGCGAGAUGACUUGAAAACUAUUUAUACUUCGGCAAUUCGAUCAAUCGUAGAAUAUGGAGCUCAAAUUUGGCAUGGGAGUUUGACAGAGGAACAAUCUAGGGAUAUAGAGAGAAUUCAAAAGCGUGCAAUGAAAAUUAUAUGCCCGGAAAAGAAUUAUGAACAAGCAUUAACUGAAUGUGGUAUUAAAACUUUGGAAAGUCGAAGAGAGUUAAUGUGCAUAAACUUGAUAAAGGAUAUAAAGGACCCUUCACAUAAACUCAAUGAUUUGCUACCACCAACUGUAGGUCAAUUACGGGAGAGAGACACGAGACUUAAUGUAAAUAAAAUUUACAAUUUUAAAUGCAGAACAGAGCGCUUUAGAAAUAGUCCUCUAGUAUAUGCUAUUCGUAAGUACAAUCUCAAAAUUGAUGAUUCUUAA
This is a messenger RNA of Dendronephthya gigantea, 909 nucleotides long. RefSeq lists its product as uncharacterized. The record is from RefSeq and is a predicted model, not a curated record. Gene Ontology annotation, molecular function: 2-oxoglutarate-dependent dioxygenase activity; methyltransferase activity. Bases 1 to 909 code for a protein of 302 amino acids. The transcript has a single exon. NCBI's taxonomy places the organism in Eukaryota, Metazoa, Cnidaria, Anthozoa, Malacalcyonacea, Nephtheidae.